AUGGCGGCUCCAGUCAACAUCGAUGUCCCGAAGCUGAUACUAGACAAUGGAGGGGGGCUGAUCAAGGGAGGCAUCCUGCCGAGUUACUCCCAGAUGAAUGACUCCCAAUGUAACGAAAUAGAACCUAAGUUCAUAGUCCCCAAUUGUGUAGGACAGGUGAGAAAGAAAAAUAUCAUUCACAUAAGUGACAGCUGCUACAGCAUAUCUGAGUACUUCUGUCACAGACCUCAUGCAGAUGGGUUGCUACUGGAUUUGGAGAUGCAGACGAAGAUCUGGGAAAAACUCUUCUCUUGCAAGCAAACAGUUGGGUAUAAAAUAAAGGACAUGGCGAUCUGCAUCACGGAGUCAUAUCUCACCCCAGCGUACAUAAGACAGGGAGUUAUAGAGCUUCUCUUCGAGUACUUUAAUUUUAAUCAGAUUGUCGUUGUGUCCUCUCAAACGAUGCUACCCUUUUCUUUCAUCGGACUUAACUUGGGACAGUAUGACAUUUUAAAUCCUCCUGUUUUUUCCUACCCCAAUUCGAGGGGCAGGAAGGGGGAGGCAUCCAAGCGGAGGAAAAGGGGAGCAGCAACAGGAGGAGGAGCAGGAGCAGCAGCAGGCGGAGCAGCAGGAGGAGGAAGUAAAUCCAUCACCAGGAAGAACCUCAGUCCGAAGGAGAACAUAAAAGGGGAGGAGGGGGAUGGAAGUUGUCGUAAUAUUCAUGCCGAUUUGAAGAGUGAGGUAGAUAAAUGGUCAUCGGGUGAGUUGCAGGACGAGUGGGAGGAGGAAGAGGGGGGAGUAGGCCUGGGAGGAGUGGGAGGAGCGGCAGGACUGGGGAUGUCCAGCCGCAGCGACGUCUUCAGUGAGGUUAAGAACGAGCUGAAUGGGUUGGGGAGUGGAUUAGAGAGCGGUUUGAGAAGCGGCUUGGGGAGCGGCUUGGGAAGCGGCUUCGGAAGCGGCUUGGGGAACGGCUUGGGAAGCGGCUUGGGGAGCGGCAUACCGCACGACGCGUGCAGCACCACCUCCCAGCAGAACGAUGGACCUGGGCAGGAGGAUCAUCCCCCUCCCGCGGAAAAUAACGCAUUAACCAAUAGACACAUCUUCGUAAAAAACAUCGAGUGCUACAAUAAGUAUACCCAGCGCGUGUAUCUGGAGGAGGGCUUCCGAGGGGAGAAUUGGCAGGAGUAUCACUUUGAUGGCUUUUUCAACUGUGGUGGUGGUAACUUCCCUAGCAAUGGAGUGGUGCGCACGCUGCAGAGUAAUAGCUACCUAGGAAAUAACUUCGCAGUCCAGGAUCCCAAUUUUUUACUUCCCGAUCAGAUAGACCUACAACACAGGUACUACGAACCUAACGAUAGAGACCUGCAUAAAUUUCAAAGCCAUUUUAACAACACGUAUGUGGAAAGCUUCUACAGGGAAGUCCUAAACGGGAAUUACAAUUUAUCUCUGAGGAAUCCCUGUGCUUUGUAUGUAGAUGUAGGGUUUUCUCACACGUAUGUGUUGCCAUACAUCGAGUAUAAGCUGAUUGAAUACGCCAUUUUAAGGACUAAGGUCUCUGCUUCUAUAUUAAAUACUUACUUGAAGAAUAUCCUUUCGUACAAGCAUGUGAAUCUGGAACACAAUGAGCUGCUCGUGGAAAAUAUAAAGGAGAGGGCUUGCUACGUGUCGCUGGACUACGAACAGGAUUUAGAGAACGAGAAGAGGCGGCUGCAGGAGAUUAAGCGGCAGCGGAUUGCGGACAAGCUGGGCGCGCGCGAGGAGCGGGAAGCGGCCAAGACCAACGUUGAGGGUCGCGAGGGAGAGGUACCCUAUGGGAUGGCCAACGGGAAGGGGAAAAUCAAACUGAAGGAAGUCGAUCCGAGUUGCAAAGACGGGGAGGAGAACCCCACUGUGGGUGUUUUCACUACGAAAAAUGGUGGCCAAAAAAAAAAGCGAACACAACCGCAUCUCUUCUACAGUUACAAGCUAAUCGAUUACAACAACGCGACAAAGAGGGAGAUUAGCGAAGUGUAUGACACGUUGAGGACAAACUCAUCCAACGAUUGCAUUUAUGUGGACUCCGACUUGGACGACCAGAUGGAGUUUUCUAACUACGUGGAGAGUAGUGACAUGGGGAAAGCUGAAGAGAGUAACGAAAAAGAGAGCAAGUCCGAUGAGAGGUACCGAGAUGGAAACGCUUAUAAGAACAGACACGAGGGAGAUCUACGACGAAGGGAAUUCCCAAACGAUCUGAGUGUAAAGGGAAGGAACACAGAAACGGAGCACAAAAAUGACAUCAUAAAUUUGACGAAUGAACGAAUAAGUAUCCCAGAGGUUCUUUUUAAUCCGAAGGACAUAAAUUUGGAACACUGCAGCAUCGUGGAGCUGAUCUACAGAUGCAUCUCGUUACUUCCUAAAGAGAUGCAGAGGUAUUUUUUGGCUCAGAUAUACAUCUCAGGUGGCUCAACUAAAUUCAAGAAUUUCAAGCACAGACUGUACAAGGAGUUACGAGCUAUGUUCCCAAGCGAGUGGGAGAUUAAUAUUUAUUCUCAUCGCAAUGGUCUCUACAGCAACUACAUCGGCACAUACGUCUGGCUCAGCGAUCACAACAUUUAUAAUUAUAACGUGAUCACCCGGGAGCAGUACUUCAACCACGGCAAGGGUGCCUAG
This is a messenger RNA of Plasmodium cynomolgi strain B, 2628 nucleotides long. Its product is annotated as actin-like protein. Bases 1 to 2628 code for a protein of 875 amino acids. The record is from RefSeq and is a predicted model, not a curated record. Lineage: Eukaryota; Apicomplexa; Aconoidasida; Haemosporida; Plasmodiidae. Gene Ontology annotation, cellular component: Swr1 complex. Gene Ontology annotation, molecular function: nucleosome binding. The transcript is spliced from 2 exons.